CCGCUUCGCCCACCGAGUGCCUUCCUCCUCCCACUGUUCCCCCAAGAAGCGACCCGAACGAACCCGACCGGCGACGCCUCCACCACCACCACCUCCUCCUCCUCCACCACGAAUUCCCCACAGGUUUCUGCAGGAAUCCAUCCAGUUUGUGCCCUCUCCUUUCCGCCCGGGGCCAAUUCGCGUGGAAUUUUGGGGGUAAAAGGCGCGAUUUUUUCGCCUUUUGCUUUACCCUCUGAGCCCCAUCUUCCCUUUUGACCCCCGCGCGGCUCUUCUUUUUAUCGGUUAUCGCCGAUCGGAAAGGCGCGGUUUCGGCUCCGGAGGCUUCGAUUUGAUCUGGUGAGGUGGAGAGAUGAUGGAUUUGGACGGAGUUUUGUAGCGCGGUCUGAUCGGGGGACGACUUGUUUCGUCAAUCCGUUAUGAUCAAGCAAAUCCUGGGCAGGCUCCCCAAGAAGCCGGCCAAGUCCGGCGAGAAGGAUUUCGCCGGAGCAAGCUCCUCGCUGUCUAGUCCGACGUCUGAUGCAAGAACCACGACAGAUUUGACCAUGUCUAGUAGGAUUGGCAAUCCGAACAAUUACGCGGCCGCGGGCGCGAAUCCUGGCCAGAGUUACAGCAACAGGAACGCUGGUGUUGGUGCGGGUGCCAGCAAUGGUUUUAUGGCCCCGCCUGUUUAUGAGGCGCUUCCGAGCUUCAGGGAUGUGCCACCUUCGGAGAAACCUGGCCUGUUCCUCAGGAAGCUCGCCAUGUGCUGCGUGGUGUUCGACUUCACGGAUCCAACAAAGGAUGUGAAAGAAAAGGAGAUCAAGAGGCAAACAUUGCUUGAGCUCGUGGAUUAUGUCACCUCUGCCACCGGGAAAUUCCCAGAGCCUGUCGUGCAAGAGGUCGUCAACAUGGUAUCCACAAACUUGUUCCGGGCCCCGAAUCCUGCGCCAAGGGAGAACAAGGCACUUGAGUCAUUUGAUUUGGAGGAGGAAGAGCCUGUCAUGGACCCGGCUUGGCCUCACCUGCAGAUUAUCUUUGAACUGUUCUUAAGAUUUGUUCAGUCUCCUGAGACAGAUGCAAAGAUGGCCAAGAGAUAUGUCGAUCAGAGUUUCAUUCUCAAGCUGCUUGAUCUCUUCGACUCGGAGGAUCCGAGAGAGAGGGAGUAUUUGAAGACAAUACUUCACAGGAUAUAUGGGAAGUUUAUGGUGCACCGCCCAUUCAUCAGGAAGGCGAUUAAUAAUAUAUUCUACAGAUUUAUAUUUGAGACAGAAAAGCAUUAUGGGAUUGCAGAGCUGUUAGAGAUUUUGGGUAGUAUAAUCAAUGGUUUUGCUUUGCCACUCAAGGAAGAGCAUAAAUCGUUUCUAGUCCGAGCACUGAUACCUCUCCACAAACCAAAAUGUGUUAGCAUGUAUCAUCAGCAGCUCUCAUACUGUGUCACUCAGUUCGUUGAGAAAGAUUGCAAGCUUGCUGAUACUGUUAUAAGGGGUUUACUCAAGUAUUGGCCCAUCACAAAUAGUUCAAAGGAGGUGAUGUUUUUGGGCGAGUUAGAGGAGGUAUUGGAAGCUACCCAGACAGCAGAAUUCCAGAGAUGCAUGGUGCCGCUUUUCCGACAGAUUGCCCGGUGUUUAAGUAGUUCGCAUUUCCAGGUGGCAGAGAGGGCUUUGUUUCUAUGGAACAAUGACCAUAUUGAGGGUUUGAUCAAACAAAACAGUAGGGUGCUACUGCCCAUAAUCCUUCCUGCGUUAGAACGAAAUACAAAAGGUCAUUGGAACCAGGCAGUUCAAAGCUUGAGUCUUAAUGUUCGCAAAAUAUUCUUGGACCAUGACCCUGCACUGUUUGAGGAGUGCCUAAAGAAGUUUCAGGACGACGAAGCUCAGGGAGCUGCGGUGAGAUCAAAACGUGAGGCUACAUGGAAGCGCCUGGAGGAAAUUGGAUUGUCAAAUCUGCAAGCAACGAGGCCAGAGGCAAUUGUCCACCAGUAGAGUUCUUCUACCUAACUUGCCUUCUGACUUGCAUGUGAGCCGCUCUUUCGCAGGAUGGAGUUAAAUCGCUGACAUGAAUGCGCACGGAUGAGUGCUUGCCUCUGUUACCUGUUCCUGAACAUCUUACAGGCUGACAUGUAAAUACAACCUAGACGGUGAACUGCGAAGCUUUGGCGCUGCUCUUAUGUUCCAUCUGUUGUUGCGAGAUUGUCAAUUCGGGUCCACCACUGUGGAACAAAGGAAAGGAGGCAAAUUACCUGUCCUGGAUUACAUGAGCUGUAUUUUCUGCAUCAGGUCAAUGUGGUGCUUGCACUUGCUUGUUGAAGGUUAUUUUGCUGAAAUGUAAUGCGUUAUGUAUGAGCAACUUCUAGUUUUGUCUUGGUAAUAUGAACUGGUGUACAUGUUUCUGUUUCAGUAGAUGUAACACAAAAUUUGGAAGCGCUUUCUUUUUACUUAA
Molecule: messenger RNA, 2418 nt
Organism: Lolium rigidum
Lineage: Eukaryota; Viridiplantae; Streptophyta; Magnoliopsida; Poales; Poaceae
Product: serine/threonine protein phosphatase 2A 57 kDa regulatory subunit B' theta isoform-like
Exons: 3
Coding region: 417-1961 (514 amino acids)
Biological process (GO): signal transduction
Cellular component (GO): protein phosphatase type 2A complex
Molecular function (GO): protein phosphatase regulator activity
Source: RefSeq, a predicted model, not a curated record